This is a messenger RNA of Pungitius pungitius (ninespine stickleback), 2394 nucleotides long. It is a transcript of the gene upf3b, whose product is annotated as UPF3B regulator of nonsense mediated mRNA decay. The transcript is spliced from 10 exons. Gene Ontology annotation, molecular function: mRNA binding. Gene Ontology annotation, biological process: positive regulation of translation; nuclear-transcribed mRNA catabolic process, nonsense-mediated decay. The coding region runs from base 156 to 1586 and encodes 476 amino acids. The record is from RefSeq and is a predicted model, not a curated record. Lineage: Eukaryota; Metazoa; Chordata; Actinopteri; Perciformes; Gasterosteidae. Gene Ontology annotation, cellular component: cytoplasm; nucleolus.
UGCCUCAGUGUGCUUCAGCUGCCACAAUUGGAGCUUGCUCUCCGUCUCUCUCUCGAGGAAGUUACGGUUGCUACGAGCGGGCUGACUUGCUAAAAAAAAGUAAACAAGUCUGUGGAAUGAGAUGAUAUACAACGGCGGUAGCUAGCUUUUCAACUAUGAAGGAAGACAAGGAAAACGCUCGGCCGAAGGAGCGAAAGGUGGAAAUAAAUUGUGACGAUGGAGAAAAGACGGAGAAGUCGAAGGAAAAGAAAGAGGCCAUGACAAAGAUUGUGAUCCGGCGGUUACCACCAAGUCUGACCAAGGAGGAGCUGGAGGAGCAGUUACAACCUCUCCCGGAGGUGGACUACCUUGAGUUUUUCUCCAAUGACGCCAGCCUUUAUCCUCACCUCUUUGCGAGGGCAUACAUCAAUUUUAAAAACCAAGAGGACAUAGUUCUGUUCAGAGAUCGAUUUGAUGGAUAUGUGUUCAUUGACAGCAGAGGACAGGAGUAUCCUGCCGUUGUGGAAUUUGCACCUUUUCAAAAGACUUCCAAGAAAAGAAGUAAGAAAAGGGACACAAAAUGUGGAACAAUCGAUGAAGAUCCUGAUUACAAGAAGUUUCUGGAAUUUUACAAUGGCGAUGAUGACAAGUUGGCAUCAACACCAGAGACACUGUUGGAAGAGAUUGAGGCAAAAUCAAAGGAACUUGUAGCUAAAAAAACAACUCCUCUGCUCGACUUCUUGAAGAAUAAACAGAGAAUCAGGGAGGAAAAGAAAGAAGAGAGAAGAAGGAGGGAGCUUGAGCGCAAGCGGCAACGUGAGGAGGAGCGCCGUAAGUGGAGGGAGGACGACCGAAGGAAGCGCAAAGAAGCAGAGAAAACCAAGAGGCAUGAGAAACCCCUGGAGAAGGACAGGGACCAAGUUAAAGAAGAACCAAAGAUUAAGCUUUUGAAGAAGCCAGAGAGAUGUGAUGAUGCUGAUUCUGAGAACCCCAAGGAAAAGAUCAAGAAACCGGAAUGGCAAAAUAAAGAAGACAGAUCCAUGGGGGGCGCCGAUCAUAAGAGGCGUCAACACAUUGAAAAUAAGGAGGAUCGAGGAAGGAAAGGGGACGAGGAAGGGAGGAAGGAGUUCAGGGAGCGUGACCUCGAACGAGACCGGGAGCGGGAGAAGGAGCGGCUGCAGAGAGAGAAGGAGCGCGUCCGGCGGCAGACGGAAAAUCGGCGUAGAAGGAGAGAGCGUCAGGAUGGAGAAACGUUGUGCAGGAGGAGGGACGAGGAUGUCAAAAAAGACAAAGAGCGUGCAAAGGAGAAGAAAAGGGGCGAAAACCUCGGAGACUCUUCUCACUCUGAGAGGCCAGAGAGGCUGACGAAAGACUACAGGAAGGACGAAAGUAGUAAAAGAGAGCGCCUGCGAAAUAAGGACCGGCCUGCGAUUCAGCUGUACCAGCCUGGAACCAGAAGUCGCACUCGAGGUGGAGGUGGAGGAGGAGGAGGAGGAGGAGGAGGAGGAGGAGGAGGAGGAGCAGCAGCUGCAGGAGGGGAUUCCAACUCUACCGACAGAAAGCCAGAUACUGAGAGCGAGAAAGUGGCUGACAAAGGAGAGGAUUGAGCACAUCUAUACUCAUGGCAUUUUACAUGUGGUGAGGAGAGAGGGAGACAGGCAUGUGAGGCUCAGAGCAGCAACGUGGCACCUCAGGGGACAUGCACAGCAGUUGAAGCAGGGCUGCACCCGGCUCUCCCAGUCCGAGGCAGAGCGGGGAUUGCGGAGCCUCUUUACGUUUUUAUUUGAUAAGAAAGGUAACUGUAAACUUUGGCUCACAGUUUGGCUGUAGGUCACCUUAGUUGAAACCAAAGCUUUCUUGGACCAUGUAAACUCAAAGUGACCUUGCUUAAGUAAUGUUUCUCUCAUGUACAGCGCAUACAAUGGCUUUAAACAUGUUCAUCCAUAUCACAACUUCCCAAUUCAAACAUUGCCAAGCUCAUCAAUAUUGCUUCUUCACUAAUCAGAUUUCUGUUGUUGCGUUGACGUGUUUAGUUUGAAGUCUAGACAUGGGAAUCUUACUCUGCCCGGGAAGGGAGACAAUUCAAAUAUAUGUGCAGUACUUAUUUUGUAUCCUGAGAUACAACGUCUGUACGUAAGCUGAUUUUGAGAUCCUAUGUUUUGUUCACAGUCAUACAGUGACAGCGAGAAAGCUGCCAUUUCAGACUAGACUGCGAUGUGACAGCCAUGCAAGCUCCAAUCAGAGGAGAGCGAUCAACCAGUGGCCUUCCAUGCUUUUCUAAACUGAAUAUGCUCUUAAACAUCAAUGUGUGUGGCACUAAACUGAAUACAGCAUGAGAACACAUCACUGCUGCUGAAGCUUAUACACAUUAGCCAUGUUUGACAUAUAAAUAAAAGAGCUCUUUGCUUAAGUGUA